This is a messenger RNA of Geodia barretti, 755 nucleotides long. The record is from the annotation of a GenBank genome assembly. NCBI's taxonomy places the organism in Eukaryota, Metazoa, Porifera, Demospongiae, Tetractinellida, Geodiidae.
UAUCAGAUGUUGCUAGGGGAGGACGAAGAAAAUACGCCCCCUCCUCCCAUCUCGCAAACCCCUACAAAUUACCGUACGCCCUCGCGUGUGCGCGCGCGAGCGCGAGCGCCCAUUGAGCCCACGUGCGCACGCUUUGACUAACUUUCUCUCACUUCUUCUUGACCAAUUCACUCAUCCCCAAGCUACCAUGGCUGCGAUGCCCAUCAACCCCAAGCCGUAUCUGAACGGCCUUACUGGUAAACCUGUCAUUGCCAAGUUGAAGUGGGGAAUGGAGUACAAAGGUUACCUCGUUUCCACGGACAACUACAUGAACCUGCAGCUAGCCAAUACGGAGGAGUAUAUCGAGGGUCAGCUCACCGGACAAUUAGGAGACGUCUUAAUAAGGUGCAACAAUGUCCUCUAUGUGCGUGGCGUUGAAGAGGAAGAGGAGGAUGGGGAGAUGAAGGAAUAAUCUACACCACCCUGCAAUAUUAUCUCCCUUUUUCCCCACUCAAGCUAGAAUAAUGUUGCAUCUUUCUAUACAUGACAUUUUGUGUGAGUGCCCACUCUUUCACUCCGACUUGUAAUGUAAAACAUCAUUUCAUCUUUCCCGAACACAGUAAUUAAAAACUACACAUACUGCCCACUCCUUCUUUUAUUUCCGACUAACGGCAUUACAUUUGCUCGAGGAAAGGAGCAUUCGUGAAACGGUGUGUGUAGUCUUUCGGUAGGAGUUCAUCAUCCUCCGCGCCUUCUUCUUGACGUCGGGGUGAGGG